This is a messenger RNA of Coregonus clupeaformis (lake whitefish), 847 nucleotides long. Its product is annotated as ubiquitin-conjugating enzyme E2 D4-like. Bases 141 to 584 code for a protein of 147 amino acids. NCBI's taxonomy places the organism in Eukaryota, Metazoa, Chordata, Actinopteri, Salmoniformes, Salmonidae. Gene Ontology annotation, biological process: protein polyubiquitination; ubiquitin-dependent protein catabolic process. The transcript is spliced from 7 exons. Gene Ontology annotation, molecular function: ubiquitin conjugating enzyme activity. Gene Ontology annotation, cellular component: nucleus. The record is from RefSeq and is a predicted model, not a curated record.
GUUUGCGUCCUCGAACAAAAAGCGGAAACAAAAGAAAUCAUACAUUUCUUGAAACUAAUUUUGGUGAGCUGAACCGAGAAACAGUCAUACAACUGACAGCGUCCAGUGUUACACCAUUCAUCUAAAGCAGGAGGGCUGACAUGGCUUUGAAAAGAAUACAGAAGGAGUUACAUGACUUGCAAAGGGACCCUCCUGCUCAAUGCUCAGCUGGACCAGUUGGAGAGGACUUGUUUCAUUGGCAAGCCACCAUCAUGGGACCUACUGACAGCCCAUAUCAGGGAGGAGUGUUCUUCCUCACCAUCCACUUCCCCACAGACUAUCCCUUCAAACCACCAAAGGUAGCCUUCACAACGAAAAUCUAUCACCCAAACAUAAACAGUAAUGGUAGCAUCUGUCUGGACAUUCUGAGGUCACAGUGGUCCCCAGCACUUACAGUUUCGAAAGUUUUAUUGUCCAUAUGUUCUUUGCUAUGUGACCCAAACCCAGAUGACCCCCUAGUCCCAGACAUAGCACACAUCUACAAGCAGGACAAAGAAAAGUACAACAGAUUAGCAAGAGAUUGGACUCAAAAGUAUGCAAUGUAAAGGACUGAAGUUUGAGACGACAAAAGGCUUAAGCAAAUUCAUUUCCUGGACACCUCUGAAAACAAAGUACUGUUGCCACCACCCCUCAUCCACACUGGUUCAAGAAAGUGUUUUAUACGGGAAGCACUUUCUAUGCCCAAAUUAACUGUUUUUAUGCUUUGAACUCAUUAUUUUUUUCUUGUUUGACAUUCCCAAUGUUAUAUAAAUUAUUAUUCCGUUUUUGCUGAUGUGGCCCAUAAAGACAAAUGAAAUAUGAAUCCAGC